UGCUAGCUAGAUAGCCGAAGGACAGUGUGUGCGUCUGACGGUGUUCGAGGUCUCACUUUGUCGUGUUUUAAACAGUGUUUUUCUUGUUAAUCUUUUAUUUUAAUAGCAAGUUGAACCACCGCACGUUCUUUUGAACACCUGCUUUAACGAGAGCGGCCAACAGAGGAAACGUAAGGCGUUUUUCCUCAGGCGGGAAUCGGUGAAUUGACCCUCGAAAUGGAUAUUAGCUAGCUAGCUUGUUCGCUAACUUCUGAAAAGCGACUCGCUAGCCUAGAAGGACCACGGGUUUCAGGUCUCCUUGUGCGUUUAGAAUUUUACCAAGUUGUCAUUUGUAAAACUAUCCUUUGUUUCCACACGUAUCUAGUUUUUAAACUCCUUGGGUGAUAUUGACCUGGAGAGUACAACUUAACUUUAGACAAGCCCACCGCAUAAAGAAGAGGUAAGAGGUGUCCGUCUCCUUGUCUCCUCUGGUCAUUCACGACAAUGAUGUCGAACCCGCCGGUAUUCCCGAACCCGCAACAACAGCAGGGUCUACAACAGAACCUGCAGUUCCAUGUCAAGCCUACCCUUCAAAUCAAGAAAAAUGCCAUUACGGAUGACUACAAGGUCACAAGCUCGGUACUCGGACAGGGUAUAAAUGGCAGGGUCAUAGAAAUCUUCCAGAGGAAAACGGGAGAGAAAUUCGCUCUAAAGAUGCUGCAGGACUGCACCAAAGCCAGGAGAGAGGUGGAGCUGCACUGGCGAGCGUCGCCGUGCUCACACAUCGUCCGCAUCGUGGACGUCUACGAGAACCUGUACCAGGGCAAGAAGUGCCUGCUCAUCGUCAUGGAGUGCAUGGACGGAGGAGAGCUGUUCAGUCGGAUUCAGGACCGUGGGGACCACGCUUUCACAGAGAGAGAGGCCUCUGACAUUAUGAAGAGUAUUGGCGAGGCUAUUCAGUUUCUUCAUGCCAUCAACAUCGCACACAGAGACGUUAAGCCCGAGAACCUUCUGUACUCCACCAAGAGGCCAGUCAAGGCCACUCUGAAGCUGACGGACUUUGGCUUCGCCAAGGAGACGACGAUGCACAACUCCCUGGCGACGCCCUGCUACACUCCCUACUAUGUUGCCCCAGAGGUUCUCGGUCCAGAGAAGUACGACAAGUCCUGCGACAUGUGGUCACUCGGAGUCAUCAUGUACAUCCUGCUCUGUGGCUACCCUCCGUUCUACUCCAACCACGGGCUGGCCAUCUCUCCUGGCAUGAAGCGGCGCAUCCGUAUGGGCCAGUACGAGUUCCCCAACCCAGAGUGGUCAGACGUGUCCGAGGAAGCCAAAGACCUCAUCAGAACUCUCCUGAAGACAGAGCCUACCGAGAGGAUGACCAUCACUGAGUUCAUGAAUCAUCCCUGGAUCAACCAGUCGAUGGAAGUGCCACAGACUCCCCUCCACACCAGCCGAGUGCUGAAGGAAGAACAGGACGCCUGGGAGGAGGUCAAGGAGGAGAUGACGAGUGCCUUGGCCACUAUGCGCGUGGACUACGACCAGAUCAAGAUCAAGACCAUCAAGGACUCCACCAACCCACUGCUGAUGAAGAGGAGGAAGAAGAUCAACCCGGCCGGACAGAACGCAGAUGCAGACACACAGAACCCUGAUCUCUGAAGAGCACACACACACACACACACACACACACACACACACACACACACACACCUGCAGUCAGUCAGACUCAACACACACUCAUGCUCUAACAAAGAGGACAUGUAUGUAUACACACAAAUCCACACACAUAAAUACAUAAAUGCAUAAACACACACACAUACAUGCAGACAUACAUGCUCAGAUGACGCACACUCACACACACUUACCUGUGUUCAAUAGAAGGAGGAUACACACACAAACACAUACACUAUGCAUACGUACAUACAUGGAAAUCGUUUAAAAAAAAAAAAAACGAAAAAAAAGGAAGCAAUAAUUCAACUAUAUCCUGGGAAAUCGACUGCAUGAAUUUUAUGAAAUUGCCAGGAUUUGAAGGUUUUCCCAACGAAUGUCUUUUUUUUUCUCCCCUUUUCUUUUUUAAAAUAACAAUUUCUUUUUAUUACUCCGCUGUUUUAACGAAUCAGCCACUGUGGCAUUCUGGGAAUGCUUGAGGGGUCUCCCCCUGCGUUCCGCUGAUUUCUUGGGAAGCCGGAAGGAUCCGGAAUUACAGAGGAACCGAUGCAACAGAAUCCGUUUGAUUUGUGUACGCGUGUUUUUAGAGUCCUGUUUACCACACGUUUAUUCAUUUUGUUUAUUCAUUCUGCUAGCAAGCCGGCCAGCCAGCCGAAGAGGAGGCACGACUGUAUAGUCUCUUUCUGUUCUUUGUCUCUCUCUCUCUUUCUCUUUCUCCCUCUCUCCCUCUCUCUCCCUCUCUCCCUCUCUCUCUCUCUCUCUCUCUUUCUCUGUCCUUGUCUACUCCCAUUCAAAGCCAUAGGUCUGUCAAUAUUUGCAGAGCGCAGUUGUGAUGAGUUGCCUCAUGUUUUCUUUUUUUCUGGUUCUUAGUUGAGGACUCCUCAUGGAGGCCCUGUUAGCAUUGGGGUGGGGGGGGUCUCUGUUAGCGUGGGGUGGGGGGGGGUUUGUCUGCUCCUGAUAAUGCAUUAAGACCCCCUAGAUCUGAGGCGCCCCCCCCCCCAAUCCUCUUUUCCUUGAGUCUUCUGUCCGCGCACUUGUGUGUUCUUCGUGGGGUGGGAUGGGUCAAAGAUAUGAUGUUGCUACAGUCACUAACUAACUUGCAGAUCUAGCAAAACGUUUAGUGAUUAUUGAUUACGACUCGUGGAAUGUAGAUUCACUCACUGACUUGGAUUUUGUGAAGCCCUAACGCGACCCCUUGCACACACGCACACACACACACACACACACGCGCGCGCGCUCUCUCCUUCUCUUUCUUUCUUUUUUUUUUUUUCGGGUGUGUGCUACUUACCCACCGCUUAGGGUACAGGGGGCAGUGGGUGUCAGUGGCCUUCAUAUCCUCAAUGACUUCACGCCUUCUGUGUGUGUGUGUGUGUGUAUAUGUGUGUGUAUGGUGGUGGUAGGGGUCCGGUUGGGGCCCCGUAGCAGUGCUCCUCAGGGCCGGAUCAGUGCCGCAUCUGGGCCAGAUGGCUCCCUCCUGCUUGCUCUUGCUCAGUGGAGUCCCGAUGGUCCUCACCCACCCCAUUACAUCAGUAGACGCGUCGCACUGGAUACAGCACGCUUCCAGGUUGCGACCGCUUCCUAGUUUGAUGCCUUCUGGACCUACUGGGCCACCGUAGUCUUAGUGGUUAUUAAUGAAAUGCUUUGGAGACAGGUGCCCUGUAGUUUCACCCCCCUUUCACCCCCCCUCUUGACGGCCAUUCUUGAGUCACGACUAUAUUUUACUACAUAUAGAGAUGUUUAUCUUUUAUACCCCGAGUUCUCAUCGUGUCGCUCUGCAAGUCCGGCGGCAGCACUGCGCACACGUGAUUUUGUUCGCCGGUUGUUUUUUUAGAUGUUUGAAACUAUCGUAUGAGUCCCAGAGUGUUGACGCCGGUAUUCCACAGGAAUGCGCUCGUCGCUUGCGCGCGGAAAAGCCCCUAGAGCCUAGAGCCUCCUGAUGCCCUUCCUCCCUCCCACCUCACUGUCGAGCGUGAGAUGAAAGCAACACGGCACAAGACAGCUGUCGGAAAAGGGAGCCGAUCCCCGCGGGCCCCCCUCUUCACACAAGCACGCACUCUGUCUUUAAGUGUCGUUCUCUUGGGCGGUUUCAGUGCCGCCUCACAUGGUUGACCUUCGACCUUCGACCUUCGGAGGCUGUCUACACACGUGGAGGGGUCAGACAGGAAGUGGUGUGACACAUCGCGUGCGUAGCUGCGGCUCGAAACGGAUCCGUAUCAGUUCUGGCCUAGAAACACUAGCAUCUCUGUUAAGAGUGUUACACCAGCGCUGGGGAGUGGGGGGGGGUGAAACAGAGGUAGCUGGGUGUCAGAACUUUGACAGAUAAAUGGGGAAGAGGGGAUGAGGAUACUGUUGAAGUUGGCGGACUGUUGACGUGUGUUCAUAUCAACAGCAGUAUAUCCAGUGUUUCUAGUGCGUCUGGGUCGGCACGCUCCGUAUCUGGACACUACCUGUGUUGUGUUUCUCUCUCUCUCUCUCCCUCUCUCUCGGAGACGUUGGAAAUUAGUAUGCGUUUCUUUUUUUCUUUUUUUUUCAUGCAGUUAAAGCAGUGGCUGUGUCCGAAUGUGUCGCAUGUCUCCAGUCCUGUAAAAAUGGAGAGUCAAGGUUUUGUUUUCUUUUUUUUUUGUUUAUUUUUUCCUUUGUGUCCAACUGCUGUACGUAUGUUUGUUCGUUUGUUUGUAUGUUUGUAUGUAUGUCUCAGUCUGCUUCAACUUUGGAUUAAAACACAAAAAGAGAAAA
This is a messenger RNA of Sardina pilchardus (European sardine), 4383 nucleotides long. It is a transcript of the gene mapkapk2a, whose product is annotated as MAPK activated protein kinase 2a. Gene Ontology annotation, molecular function: calcium/calmodulin-dependent protein kinase activity; calmodulin binding; ATP binding. Gene Ontology annotation, cellular component: nucleus; cytoplasm. The transcript is spliced from 10 exons. The coding region runs from base 484 to 1638 and encodes 384 amino acids. Gene Ontology annotation, biological process: peptidyl-serine phosphorylation; cellular response to vascular endothelial growth factor stimulus; vascular endothelial growth factor receptor signaling pathway. NCBI's taxonomy places the organism in Eukaryota, Metazoa, Chordata, Actinopteri, Clupeiformes, Clupeidae. The record is from RefSeq and is a predicted model, not a curated record.